GUGUCGCUCUCGGCCUCCGACGGGGCUGCCAUGGCGGGCAAGGCGCUCGCGCUCCUGGCCCUGCUCGCGCUGCUGCUGGCCGCCCUGCUGCGCCGCUCGGCCGGAAAGCCCAUCAGCCUGACCUACCGCUGCCCCUGCCGCUACAUCGAGAGCAAGGUGGCCAAAUCGCACAUCAAGCACGUCAAGAUCCUGACCUUCCCUGGCUGUUCACUCCAGAUCAUUGCCAAACUGAAGAACAGCAACAAGCAAAUCUGCAUCGAUUCCAAGCUGAAGUGGCUUCAGGGGUAUCUGGAGAAAUAUGCACCCAAGUAAGCCAAGAGCCGAAAGGAUUUAAUUGCUGACACAUCCCUGGUGACCGGCUGCAGCUGCCAGGCCUGGCUCUCCCUCUUGGGCCCUUCGGAGGUGGGGGGGGGGCUGUGUGUCUUUUUCUAUUGAAGCCAAUCAGCAGUGUGCGGCCCUGCCUAAUAGUGCAAGAGGCCCAUAAAAGGCCCAAGAGCAAUUUUGGGGCUAGUGAGACCAUUCCCAGUUAAGCCUCGACAAACCAGGACAGCCCCGUUGCCUGAAGGGCCGGCUUCAUAACUUCACCCUCUGCGAGCAGAGAUGACAGCGUGACUUGUGGACUUCAGGGCAGUCGUGUAUCAGACAAGCACGAGUAGGAAGCUGCUGAGAGGCGGCAUGAUGGUUGUGCUGAGGUCUGCCCCCUGGCAGUGCCAUUCUUGUGGGGUGGUGCCCCUUGCAGCAGAUCUCAGCCAGCUUCUGCUUGAGAGAAGCCCUUCAGGAGGGGAGAGGAAGUCCAGCAACCGGAGGGAGAUCUCCUCAGUGCCGAAGGUAGUUCUUGGGGCUGCCCAUUCUUGCCUUCAUUACGAUGCUUUUGCUUCUUCAUUUAGUCAUGCUGACGGGUGGAUGAAACUCAGCCUGAGGUUUCUUCUCAGCUUUGCUUCUCUUGCUUCCUAAGGCUGAAUGUUGUUGAAAAUGUGAGCCCGGUGAUCAGAAGGGGCAGAAGUGCAAACAUGGCUCAGGUGCCCAUCUCUCCUGGGGAUACCUUUGCAUUUCCUUGUUGCCUUGUGCAGUCUUGAGCCACUGGGGAAGAUCCUGGCUGCUGAGUUGUGCGUUCCACACAAGGUUUGUGCACAUCCUUCUCUAAAGCUGCCUAAGGAUCAAAAAUGGAAACUCCUCUGCGCACAAAUGUGGAAACCUCAUCUGCACAAACUCCCAAGGUCUGUGCACGUCCCUCUGUUAAGUUGCCUGAAGACAAAAUACGGAAGCUCCCAUUCUGGGAAUGUUGUUUUCCUCUCCCUGCCUUUAUGUGAUCAGUUGAUUUCUGAUUGAAUGGACCUUUUCCAGAUUCACAACAAUAGAAGGACCUGGUCCAAGAUGUGUCAAAUGGUGCAAUAAAUCUGGUCCUAUGCUAGUUUUGGCACAUAUUUGAUGUACCAGUCAGCUAGGCAUGUCCUGUAUGAAUAUUCCCUCUUCAAAAAUGCUGGUCACAAUCCCCCAGGAAGAUCUGCAUGAGUCCCAUUUAAAAAAAGAGGUCCUUGGUGGAUUUGGACUCUGCUUCCAGCUUUUCUCUGAGCUGGUUUGUCCCUCUGCAUAGCAUUGAUCAGACACAAAAUCUCCAAGAAGUUUUACUAUUAUCUGACAGUUGAGGGAUAUCCCUGAACUGCAGCCAUGCUUAUAAAUGACUAACAGUUGUAACAUGAAUAUUUACAGCUAUUUUAAUGUAGCUUAUCAAUAGCUUCUAUCGUUGACUCGUACUGAUAUAUUUACACAUGCUAGCAAUCGAUGUGACAAAACAUUUCUUAAUGCAAAAGCCCAACUGUAUCUGGGGAUUUAUUUUUCUGAAAGAAUAAAUACUUUUUUUAGA
Heteronotia binoei (common prickly gecko) is the source of this 1864-nucleotide messenger RNA. RefSeq names its product C-X-C motif chemokine ligand 12 (gene CXCL12). Lineage: Eukaryota; Metazoa; Chordata; Lepidosauria; Squamata; Gekkonidae. Gene Ontology annotation, molecular function: chemokine activity; CXCR chemokine receptor binding. The transcript has 3 exons. The record is from RefSeq and is a predicted model, not a curated record. Gene Ontology annotation, cellular component: external side of plasma membrane; extracellular region. Gene Ontology annotation, biological process: cell chemotaxis; axon guidance; chemokine-mediated signaling pathway. Bases 31 to 312 code for a protein of 93 amino acids.